AUGCCUGUUCUCUCAGCUAAUCUAGGUUUCCCACGUAUGGGAGCAAAUCGGGAGUUAAAACGUCAAGUUGAAGCAUAUUGGUCGGGCAAAGUUGACGUUUCUGCUCUUUUAAAAACUGCUCAUGAGUUGCGCAAAAAUCAUUGGAUACUUCAAAAGAACGUACUUGGGUUAGAUAUUGUUCCUAGUAAUGAUUUCUCUUUUUAUGACCACGUGUUGGAUAAUGCAUUUACAGUUGGUGCAAUUCCGAAGCGUUAUCGAGAUGUUUUCAUUAAGGCAAAUGAUGACUUGUUGCCCUCUGCAUUGGAAGGUGAUUUGUUGUCUACAUACUUUGCAAUGGCAAGAGGAUUCCAACAACUUUCAAGCGAAGGCUCAGAAUUACCUGUCAUAGACUUGGAAGCAAUGGAAAUGAAAAAAUGGUUCGAUACAAAUUAUCAUUACAUCGUUCCUGAAUUCGAUUCAACCCAGCAGUUCAAGUUGACUAGUAAUAAAUUCCUUGAAGAAUAUAAACAAGCGAAAUCACUCGGUAUUGAAACCCGUCCGGUAUUGAUCGGUCCUGUAUCCUUUCUCCUUCUUGGUAAAGCUUCUCCAAACUCUCCAGCAGGCUUUGAACCGAUUCAACUUUUGGAUAGACUUUUACCCGUUUAUGAAGAGAUCAUCAAGCAUCUGGCUGAAGCCGGUGCAUGCUCUAUUCAACUUGAUGAACCAUGUUUAGUUCUAGACUUAGAUCCCAAAAUGGCUCAAAGCUAUAAUGUAGCGUACUCUUGUCUUUCAGUAGCUGCAAAGAAAUCAAGCGCGGAACCAAUAAAGAUACAUCUUACUACAUAUUUUGGAGAUAUUACACCAAACCUGUCCUUCGUACUUCCUCACCUUCCUAUUGACAGCCUUCAUAUCGAUCUCGUUAGAGAACCUCAACAAUUUGAAACAAUUCUUAGUGCUGCCGCAAAGCACCCGACUAUUCAACUAUCAAUUGGAAUUAUUAACGGUCGUAAUAUCUGGAAAAGUGAUCUAUGUGCUGCUUUUGACAAGGUUAAAAAAGCUGUGGAAGUUUUAGGGGCAGAUCGAGUUAUUAUUGCUCCAUCAUGUUCGUUGCUUCAUACUCCACAUUCUUUGGAUGCUGAAACCGAAUUGAACCCCGAAAUCAAAGAUUGGCUUUCUUUUUCUGUUGAAAAAAUUAAAGAAAUUGUUCUUCUUACCAAAGCUGCGAAUAAUGGUAUUGAUUGUAUUAAAGAUGAAUUGGAGGCUAACCAACGAUCUAUUCAAGCUCGUCGUACUUCUCCAAAAACUCAUAAUCCUGCUGUUCAGGAAAGAUUAGGAAGUAUAACCCAUGAUAUGAUGCACCGUAGAUCAACAUUCGACAAACGUUGGGAAAAACAGCAAGAGGUUUUCAAAUUACCCCGUUUUCCCACUACCACGAUUGGUAGUUUUCCUCAAACUAGUGAAGUUCGUAAAGCGCGCGCGGCAUUCAAACGUGGUGAUAUUUCACAAGAGAAAUAUAAUGAAUUCAUUAAUGAAGAAAUAAAAAAGUGUAUUCAACUACAGGAGAAAAAUGAUCUUGAUGUUCUUGUUCAUGGAGAAUUCGAGCGUACUGACAUGGUGGAAUUUUUUGGUGAACAUUUGGAAGGAUAUACAUUUACAAAAAAUGGCUGGGUCCAAAGUUAUGGUUCACGUUGUGUUAAACCUCCAAUUAUUUUCGGUGACGUUUAUCGUCCGAAACCUAUUACAGUUGAAGUUGCUAAAUAUACACAAUCUUUGACCAAGAAACCAGUGAAGGGAAUGUUAACUGUUACCAUGUUACAAUGGUCAUUCGUUCGUGAUGACCAACAUAACAAGUUGACUACACAACAACUUGCUUUGGCAAUCCGGGAUGAAGUCUCUGACUUGGAAGCAGCCGGAAUUAAUGUAAUUCAAAUUGACGAACCGGCUUUACGUGAAGGUUUACCUUUACGUCAUAGUAAAUGGCAGGAGUACUUGAAUUGGGCCGUUGAUUGUUUUCUUCUUGCUAGCUGUUCGGUAGCUGAUACUAAACAAAUUCAUACUCAUAUGUGUUAUUCGGACUUUUAUGAUAUAAUUGAUGCAAUUAUUCGCAUGGAUGCUGAUGUGAUCACAAUUGAGAACUCACGUUCUAAUCUAAAGUUUCUCCGUGGUGAUUCAUUUACCUACCCGAACGAAAUCGGACCAGGAAUUUAUGAUAUACACUCGCCACGUAUCCCGCUUCACGAAGAAAUGGAACAUCGGUUGGAAGAAAUGUUAAAACGAUUGAAACGUAAUAGUGUUUGGGUUAAUCCGGAUUGUGGAUUAAAAACUAGGAAGUGGAAUGAAGUUGAUUUGGCUUUGAAAAAUAUGACCGAUGUCGCGAAAAAGUUUAGAUCUAAAAGUUGUUAG
Messenger RNA from Dentiscutata erythropus, 2382 nucleotides. The record is from the annotation of a GenBank genome assembly. Lineage: Eukaryota; Fungi; Glomeromycota; Glomeromycetes; Diversisporales; Gigasporaceae.